GUUGACAAAGACGUCAGGGAGAGGACAAGUGAUUUCCUAACAGCUCAUAUUGGCCUGCAGAAACCAGAGGGAAAUGUGGAUAAGAACCGAGUACCUUUUUGGAUGACAUUCAACAAGACAUUUCAACGACAGAGACUGUAGAUCUUGGCCAAACUGAGCCAAUUUCAUGGAGCAAGAAAAUCUUUUGCGUCCAGGAGAUGAUGAAAAACCGGCGGCCCUCAUUGGUCGGGCGUUGUUGGAACUCCUCAAUGCUGUCGCCAGGGUGAUGUCACGCGCCCGUCAGAGAGCUAUACAGGGUUUUAUUGUGUUCUCUGUUGUCUUAUUGCUUCUCUGGAUCGCCGCCUUUUUAUACGGCAGCUUCUACUACUCUUACAUGCCCAAGGCGGCUUUUUCUGCACCUGUGCACUAUUACUACAGGACAGAUUGUGAAUCUCCUGCCUCUUUUUUCUGCUCUUAUCCAGUGGCCAACAUCUCUCUGAUGAGGAAUAGGAAACACGCGCUGACAUUGGGCCAGGCCUACCAGGUGUCUCUGCAGCUAGAAAUGCCUGAUUCUCCAAUCAAUCAGGAGCUGGGGAUGUUCAUGAUCAAGACAACAUGUUUCUCUCGCACUGGAGGGCAAGUUGCCUCCUCUGCUCGCACUGCAAGACAGCUGCUGUCCGCCUCCAGCUCUCGCUUUAGCAUGCUGCGAUACCGUUCAGACCUGCUGAAGUACCUGGGAACGCUGCUCUUCCUCCCGGCCUUUCUGACCGGAGUCGCUGAGCAGAAACAACUGCUGGAGGUGGAGCUCUUCUCAGACUACACGGAUGACCCUUAUGUCCCGUCAACGACGGCCGUCAUUGAGCUCAUGUCCAGCAAUGUGCAGAUCUACUCAUCUCAACUCGUUAUUCAUGCUCACUUCACUGGUUUAAGAUACUUGCUGUUCAACUUCCCUCUCCUGUCAGCCCUGGUGGGCAUUUCCAGUAACUUCUUCUUUCUCAGUCUCCUCUUCGUCCUCAGCUACGUAAGGCUGCUGUUGAGAGAGGAUUGGGGAACACAGCAGCUCAGAACUGAUGGACUGCUGUCUGGUAGAGACAAGAACAUGAACAACAACCAAGAAGACGAUGAAAAAGAUGCUGCUGCAGGUACUGCAGAGCUGAUGGGUCCCCUCCAGAUGACCCCACAAAUCUGAACCGGGAAAGGCCCCAUCUGCACUCAGCCGAUAGAAAGAAAUGAAUCAGAGGCAGCCUGAGGCCGUUAUUAAAGGAGAGGGAGGAAGUGUAGAGAGCGAUAACAAGAAGUAAGGAUGAAGAUUUAAGAGAGAUAUAUGAUUGAAAAUAACUCAGAAAGCACCCACACACCUCUGAGCUGUCCUGCCUGAGCUGUAGAUCUUUUUGCUCUUCCAUCGUGUCCUCAGAUAGGUUUAUUGUGAAUGUGCCUUGGUGUUUGGUGCAUAACAAUAAACAUAGUAGAGAAAAUAGAAGUUAAAGCAAGUACUGCAACAGUAUAGAAGCAUAAAUAAAACUUUUUUUUUUGUCUCACACUGGUAUUUCAGCUUGACUCACCUGAACCUUCGUCGCUUCAUACAAAUCUCUCAUUGUCAGAGCAUUUUUAUUACUUUGCACUUCAUAGCUGUGAUCUGGUGUUCACUAUAUACUAGGGCUGUAAAUGUUAACACGAUAAUAAUGUGUUAACUCAAAUGGGUUUUAACGCCACUAAUUAGAUACUGGCAUCAUAUGAAACUAGAACCUCAGGAAUCUUUU
Molecule: messenger RNA, 1739 nt
Organism: Sebastes umbrosus (honeycomb rockfish)
Lineage: Eukaryota; Metazoa; Chordata; Actinopteri; Perciformes; Sebastidae
Product: seipin-like
Exons: 11
Coding region: 167-1168 (333 amino acids)
Biological process (GO): lipid droplet organization; lipid storage
Cellular component (GO): endoplasmic reticulum membrane
Source: RefSeq, a predicted model, not a curated record